Camelina sativa (false flax) is the source of this 1491-nucleotide messenger RNA. Lineage: Eukaryota; Viridiplantae; Streptophyta; Magnoliopsida; Brassicales; Brassicaceae. The record is from RefSeq and is a predicted model, not a curated record.
AUGGAGUCGUCAUCAAGGCCUAUGAUUGGAGAGAAAGAAAUUUGCAGUAUUUGUUAUUCUUGCGGAAAACUUGGACACCUGAAGAAAGAUUGUAAGAGCAUACGAGAUGAAGAUAGGCAGACACAACAACAACCAAUUGGAGAAGAGGUUGUUAGCAAUAUUCUCCCAGACGAGGUUCUUUGUCAUGUCUCACAACCUAUUGAAGAUUGUAAGAGCAUACGAGAUCAUCAGGAUUGUGUUAGUAUUCAGCCAGACGAGCUUCUUUGUCAUGUCCCACAAGCUAUUGAAGAUUGUAAGAGCAGACAAGAUCAGGAUUGUCUUAGCAUUCUCCCUGACGAGCUUCUUUGUCAUGUCUUGUCCUUCCUUACCACAAAGGAGGCUGCCUUGACAUCAGUAAUCUCCAAGAGGUGGCGCAAUCUGUUUGCAUUUGUCCCUAACCUUGACAUUGAUGACUCUGUCUUUCUUCAUCCCGGUAAGCUCCAAUGUUACCUGACUGGACGGAGGUUCCAGGAUUUUGUUAAUAGAGUAUUGGCUCUGCAGGGUACAACUCCCAUUAAGAAAUUCUCCCUCAAAUGUAUCGAUGUUUCUACAAAUUUAGUGGAUGGUUGGAUAAGUAAUGUGUUGGCCCGUGGUGUUUCCGAAGUUGAUCUAAAAAUCAGUUUGCAAUUCUACGGUGAGUAUGUGCUAUCUUCAAAAAAUUUCCAGAGCAACAAUCUAGUUAAGCUGAAAUUAGACAGUCUUUAUAUUGAUGGGUUGCCUGGAGGCAUAUUCUUACCAAUGCCUAAGCUGGAGGAAUUAGUCUUGGUUGAUAUGAUCUCGACAAAGGUUGAUGACUACACCGUAGUUAAUAUGGAAAACUUAUUUGAAGCUCAUAUCAGACUUUUGGCAACUUGUUAUGAAGUUGAGAUAGCAAGAGCAGCGCCAAACCAUGAUCAUCAUUUACCUAGUGUGGAGGGUGUUUUAUCCCGAUUUACAAAUGUGGGGAAGCUGAUGAAUGGCAUGCGAAAUGUUCGGUAUCUGGACUUGUCUGGCGAUACUCUCGAGGUGCUUUUUCUAUGCUGUGAAUCAAUGCCAGUUUUCACCAACCUCAAAUCGUUAACUAUUAAGAGUGACGCAAGUCGAGGAUGGCAAGCAUUGCCAGAUCUUAUAAGGAACUGUCCGCAUUUAGAAACUCUAGUCCUUGAGGGUCUCUUGCACCAAGUUACAUAUAAAUGCGGGGAUGCUUGUGACUGCGUUUCUCGAGAGGAUAAGGGUCGGUCACUCACAUCUUGUCCAGUAAAAGUGUUAGAGAUCAAAGCGUUUCAAGGAAGAAUCGAAGAGAUGCACAUGAUAAAGCAUUUCUUGGACUAUUUUCCGUGUUUGAAAGAGGUAAAGAUCUUUAUGGAAGGGAAUGGUCCUACACAGCUCAGAGACCCCGAAGCGUCCGAAGUAAUCAUAGAGAAGAUGAAACUCUACAACAAAAAAAACUUGGUGCGACCCGUUUCUUUCUAG